AUGUCAAUUAAAAAAUAUUCAAUUAGUGGUUCUUGUUGGUGGUCCUCCAACUACUGUCUUAUAAUGGAAUAUUGCCCGCACGGGCAGUUAUUUCAGUUUUUGAGGGAAAGUGAAAAUGUUUCAAACACAAAAUUUAUUAAAUGGAUUCAACAAAUAGCUUCUGGGAUGAAUUAUUUACACGAGAAUGGGAUUGUCCAUAGAGAUCUUAAAUCUCCAAAUAUAUUAGUUUCACACGACGAAAUCUUGAAAAUUUCAGAUUUCGAAGACUCCAAACAUUUUGACAAAAUCAAUAGCGUUAAAAUGUCUUUUACUGGCACUGCUGCUUGGAUGGCACCGGAAAUUAUUCGAAAUCAAGCUUGUUCAGAAAAAGUGGAUGUUUGGUCCUAUGGAAUAGUGAUAUGGGAACUUCUGACAUUAGAGAUUCCUUAUAGAAACUUAGACACCUCCGCUAUCAUUUGGGGAGUAGGUAAUGGAACUCUCUCAUUACCUAUACCCACGACAUGCUUUCCAGGGAUUAAGCUACUUUUGAUUCAAUGUUGGAAUAAUUUGCCUAGAAAUAGACCAUCCUUUAAACAGAUCCUAAUGCAUAUAGAUAUUGCUGCUAAUGAAAUUAAUCGCAUGAAUUCCACAGAAUAUCUAAAUUUACAAAAAUGCUGGAAAGAAGAGGUUAUCAAUUCAAGUUUAGAAAAUGAAUAUCUUAACAAAUCUAAAUUUAAACCGUUUGUCAUGUUAAAUCAACCAUAUAAUACGACGAAUAGUAAACCCUCGAUGCCCGAAAAAUCUAUCAUUUUCACGCAUAUCAACACAAAUGGUGAUAAAGACACAGAUUGGAUGAAUAUCAGAUAUAAAACCAGUUUACUACCAGGGCAUCGAACCCUAAAAUCACAUGCCAUGCUCAAUAAUAGAAGAAAAUGUAACUACGAAGAAAAUACGUUUUGGAACAAAUUAUUAUCGUCAUCAAGUGCUGAGAUUAAACAUAAUAAGUCAUCAAGUGCUGAGAUUAAACAUAAUAAUUGUGAUAAUGAAGGAUUAAGCUUAUUAUCUCAGACAAACACAAGGAACUACAUGGAUGAAAUAAAAUUCAUCGACGAAAACAAUGAUUGUAACUACCCUAAUAUUUUCAUUAAACCUCCACUAUUUAGUUCUUGUAAAAAUACAUUAAACAAAACAAGCAAAAAAGAUUUAGAAGAAGAGUACAGGAUAAAGCUCAAAAUGGCUAACCAAUUAUAUAAAGAGCUUAACGAAAUCAUGAAAUCUUUACACGAUAUAAAUUUGAACAUAAAGCAACGUAACGGGAAAGAAGAUUCAGGUGUAGAUCCAAAUUCCUCAACAAAUUUAAAUAAAAAGUUUACAUUUUAUAACGAACGCUCUAUUCAUUCUUCAUUAAAUAACUUAUUUAAUAAUAAAAACUGGUUUGACAAAAAGAAUGAUGACAAAUUCAUAUUAUCAUCCUCACCAACAAAUUUUGUUGCUAAUAUGAAUCGACCGAGCCUUGAUUUACAUAAAUUUGAUAAGCCCGAUAAAAAUUUUGUCAGCUCAAAAAGAUUAUCCCAAUCAGAAAUAUUUGUAUUUUCCCUAACUCCUUUGUCACAAAUAACGAGCCACUCUAACACUGCUCAAGAUCAAAUCCACCGUUCGUUAAGAUUUCGAAUACUUGAUAAUCCGAUUUUUGAAGGAAAUCCUAGUAACAAUUUAAAAUUAAGUUGUCCAGUCAAUAAACAUCAAAAUGGACUAACAAAUCGAUCCGUUUUUUCAGAGCCAGAAGAUAUAAACACAUUUAUAGGAGAUAGUAUUGAUAUUUGUGUCCCUAAGAGAAAAUUUGAAGUGAUGCCGUCAUAUAAUGUACUCCACCCUUAUAAAUGCAAAAUGGAUACAACUGAUGAUACUACCGAAUCUCGAUAUACGACUUCCGAUAAUAACAGUUCGUCACAUAUGAUAGUUGAAUCAAAUUUCCCGUUAAAUGAUGCUGAGGAUCUCACAAUAGACGAUCUUGUAUCGAAAGAGUCAAAUCCCGUCGCACAUCACGUGAGAACGUGUUGUAUCAAUAACAAAUAUAAUCCAAGCAUUAUAAGAUUUUCCAAUAUCAAUACGGCAACGCGCCAUCCAUGCAAUAUGACAAGUGCAGAAGCUAAAAAAACUAAAUUAUUUGGGAUAAAACGUUCCAAGCAUAAAAUCCCGAAAAUGAAUUUAUUAAAAAACCAUGACUAA
Gordionus sp. m RMFG-2023 is the source of this 2208-nucleotide messenger RNA. Its product is annotated as probable serine/threonine-protein kinase DDB_G0276181. Gene Ontology annotation, biological process: signal transduction; protein phosphorylation. The record is from RefSeq and is a predicted model, not a curated record. Gene Ontology annotation, cellular component: cytoplasm. Lineage: Eukaryota; Metazoa; Nematomorpha; Gordioida; Chordodea; Parachordodidae. The transcript has 5 exons. Gene Ontology annotation, molecular function: protein kinase activity; ATP binding. Bases 1 to 2208 code for a protein of 735 amino acids.